CUCACUCUCAGGAGGCAGCUGUGGGGAUCACACCCCAAGGGACUCUCCAUAAAGCGGGGAGAGUCUUGAGUCAGGCUCAGAGAGGUCCUCUCCAUGGGAAACACCGGGAGCAGAGAUGACUUCGAGUGGGUCUACACAGACCAGCCCCACACAAGCAGAAGGAAGGAGAUUCUGGCUAAGUAUCCGGAGAUCAAGAAGUUGAUGGGCCCUGAUCCCAACAUGAAGUGGGUGGUGACCCUCAUGGUCCUGACUCAGCUUCUCGCCUGCUACCUGGUGAAGGGCUUGCCUUGGAAGUGGGUCUUCUUCUGGGCCUACGCCUUCGGGGGCUGCGUGAACCACUCGCUGGCGCUGGCCAUCCACGACAUCUCCCACAACGUGCCUUUCGGCAACAACAAGGCCAAGUGGAACCGCUUCUUCGGCAUGUUCGCCAACCUGCCCAUCGGCUUCCCCUAUGCCACCUCCUUCAAGAAGUACCACGUUGACCACCACCGCUUCCUGGCCGUGGAAGGGUUGGAUGUCGACGUCCCCAGCAAGUUGGAGGGAAACUUCUUCAACACCCCGCUGAGAAAGUUCCUCUGGCUCAUCCUACAACCUCUCCUCUACGUCCUGCGACCGCUCUUCAUCAACCCCAAGCCCGUGUCCAAGAUGGAGGUCAUUAACGUGGCUGUCCAAAUGGGCUAUGACCUCCUCAUCUACAGCUUAUGGGGCUUCAAGCCCAUGGUCUACAUGGUCGCUGGUACCCUCUUGGCCAUGGGCCUCCACCCCUUCUCUGGGCACUUCAUCGCUGAGCAUUACAUGUACGCCAAGGGUUACGACACUGUCUCCUACUACGGGCCCCUGAACUGGUUCACCUUCAACGUGGGCUACCACAUGGAGCACCACGACUUCCCCAGCAUCCCAGGAAGCAGGCUGCCACUGGUGAGGAAAAUCGCCCCGGAGUAUUACGACCCCCUUCCCUACCACAACUCCUGGAUCCUUGUGCUUUGGGAUUUUGUUUUCAAAAGGGAGCUGGGGCCCCUAUCCCGCGUGAAGAGGGCCCACAAGGGGGACAAGAAGCGGGAGGGAACUAGUGGCGCGUCUCCCGCCCUCCCACCCCCCACUUCCAAAACCUCCAGUUCUCCCCCCACAUCCCCCAUGAAGGGGGACGGGGUGUGUGAUGAGAAGAGUCACUGA
Molecule: messenger RNA, 1173 nt
Organism: Podarcis raffonei (Aeolian wall lizard)
Lineage: Eukaryota; Metazoa; Chordata; Lepidosauria; Squamata; Lacertidae
Product: sphingolipid delta(4)-desaturase/C4-monooxygenase DES2-like
Exons: 3
Coding region: 94-1173 (359 amino acids)
Biological process (GO): sphinganine metabolic process; ceramide biosynthetic process
Cellular component (GO): membrane
Molecular function (GO): sphingolipid delta-4 desaturase activity
Source: RefSeq, a predicted model, not a curated record